AUGGAAAACAAUACAAAUGAUCUAACGUCUCAACUCAAUCGUCAUGAAAAAGAACAGAGGAGACAACGUAAUAUUAAAUACCGACAGUCAAUACGUGAACAAUGUAAAAAUUUAUCACUACGAAAUACACCGGUUACUGAUAUCAAGUUCACCACUGAUCAAUUGAUGAUCAGUGACGAUUCUGAUGAAGAUCGUACAGAAAAUAUUAGUGAUGAACAACAAUCUAGAGCGCUAUUGAAUGAUAUUUACAACUCGAACUAUUCAACUGUUAAUGAAGAUAAUCAUAAUUUUACUGAUGAUCUGGAAUCGAAUAUUCAACUUGAUAAUGAUUUUUAUUUAAUUGAAUCGUCACAAUCUGAAGAUAGUGGAGGUGAAAAUGAUAGUGAUGAAGAUGAAGAACUAAUGCAAAUCAUUAAUUUCAUUCGUAGUGCUAAUCUUGAUAAAUCAAAUACGAAUAGAUUAUUAGAUUUACUAAAUAAUAUUAAAUCAAAUGUUGGUUUACCAAAAUCAGAUCGUGAAUUGUGGAAACGAGCUGGAAUUCAAUUUACGUUUCAAACAAAUAUAUAUUGUUCAAAUUGUAACCGACAACUAUCAAAAUUUGCUGAUAAAUGUGCUUGUCUUAAUGGAAAUCAAAAUAUGAAUACAGAACUUAUAUUAUUCUCUAUUCCCGAUGAAAUUCGUCGAGUUGUGAAAAUGAAUUUCCACCUAAUAGAAUUUUACGAAAAUUAUCGACAUGAAUUUAUGUAUGAUAUCACUAAUGGUAUACUCUAUUUAUCUUAUUAA
Rotaria sordida is the source of this 783-nucleotide messenger RNA. The record is from the annotation of a GenBank genome assembly. Lineage: Eukaryota; Metazoa; Rotifera; Eurotatoria; Philodinida; Philodinidae.